Lycium barbarum (goji berry) is the source of this 3121-nucleotide messenger RNA. Its product is annotated as putative late blight resistance protein homolog R1A-3. Gene Ontology annotation, molecular function: ADP binding. Gene Ontology annotation, biological process: defense response to other organism. The record is from RefSeq and is a predicted model, not a curated record. The transcript has 3 exons. Bases 200 to 2860 code for a protein of 886 amino acids. NCBI's taxonomy places the organism in Eukaryota, Viridiplantae, Streptophyta, Magnoliopsida, Solanales, Solanaceae.
AAGACUCUGUCUUAAAAAGCUAGUGGAGUCAACACCCUAGCAUUUUCAUAUAUUCUCCUCCCUUAGCUUAAAGUCUCUUCAGUGCUAAAGCUUAAACACAGGACUGUCUCUUCAGCGUUAAGAAAAAGAAAGGUGUAUUAAGCUUCCAAAUUUGGCUUUAGACCAUUAAUUUUCUUGAGCCGCCCAAAUCAAUCCUGAAAUGGCGAACGUUGCAGUGGAAUUUCUGGUGGAGAACUUGAUGCAGUUGCUGCGCGACAACGCGGAGCUGAUACUUGGAGUUAAGGAGGAAGCAGAGAGUCUGCUAUCAGAUCUCAAUGAUUUCAACGCGUUCCUCAAGCAAGCUGACAAAUGUCGCAACGAGAACGAUGUUCUGAAAGAGCUGGUGAAGAAGAUUAGAACAGUCGUUAACUCUGCUGAAGAUGCUAUUGAUAAGUUUGUAAUUGAAGCUAAGCUUCAUAAAGAUAAGGGAGUAAGCAGGUUUGUAGACUUUCCUUAUUAUUAUAAAAGAGUGAGGGACGUAGCUAGUGAGAUCAAAGGUAUUAGAACUAAAGUCAAAGAGAUCCGUCAGAAUAAUUCAUAUGGUCUUCAGGCACUUCAAGAUGGUGAUCAAUCUGCCAGAGGUGUCGAAGAAAGAAAGCCUCCGGUGGUAGAGGAAGAUGAUGUGGUGGGAUUUGAUGGGGAAGCGGACAAAGUAAUCGAUCGUCUUCUUGGGGGAUCAAAUUGUCUGGAAGUUGUUCCAGUUGUUGGUAUGCCUGGUCUCGGUAAAACGACGCUAGCAAAUAAAAUUUUCAAGCAUCCUAAAAUUGGGUACGAGUUUUUUACUCGUAUUUGGGUUUAUGUAUCUCAAUCAUACAGGAGAAGAGAAUUAUUUCUCAACAUCAUCAGCAAAUUUACUCGAAAUACCAAACAAUACCAUGGGUUGUGUGAGGAGGAUUUAGCUGAUGUAAUACAAGAAUUCUUGAGAAAGGGAGGAAAGUACUUGAUUGUCUUGGAUGAUGUAUGGUCCGAUGAAGCUUGGGAACGUAUCAAGAUAGCUUUCCCAAACAGCAACAAAUGCAAUCGAGUAUUGUUGACCACUCGAGAUAGCAAAGUCGCUAAACAAUGCACUCCUAUACCUCAUGAUUUGAAAUUUCUGACGGAAGAUGAAAGUCGGAUUUUACUGGAGAAGAAGGUUUUCCAUAGGGAUAGAUGUCCUCCUGAAUUGGAACUAUCUGGACAGAGCAUAGCAAAAAAAUGCAAUGGACUACCCCUUGCGAUUGUUGUUAUUGCGGGUGCACUAAUAGGGAAAGGCAAGACAUCAAGAGAGUGGAAACAAGUGGAUGAGAGUGUGGGUGAACACCUCAUAAAUAGACACCAACCUGAGAAUUGUAACAAAUUGGUGCAGAUGAGUUAUGAUCGCUUGCCUUACGACUUAAAAGCAUGCUUUUUAUAUUGUGGUGCAUUUCCCUGUGGCUUUCAAAUCCCUGCUUGGAAGUUAAUCCGUUUGUGGAUCGCGGAGGGAUUCAUACAGUAUAAAGGCCACUUAUCUCUUGAGUGUAAAGGAGAGGACAACUUGAAUGAUCUCGUCAACAGGAAUCUAGUGAUGGUAAUGGAAAGAACAUCUGAUGGUCAAAUCAAGACAUGUCGUGUUCAUGACAUGUUGCAUGAGUUUUGCAGGCAAGAAGCUAUGAAGGAAGAAAAUCUUUUCCAAGAAAUAAAGCUAGGUUCUGAGCAAUAUUAUCCUGGAAAACGAGAACUAUCCACCUACCGUCGCUUAUGCAUUCAUUCCUCAGUUUUAGAUUUUAUCUCUACAAAACCCUCAGCUGAACAUGUCAGGUCAUUCUUAUCUUUUUCUUCGAAAAAGGUUGAGAUGCCAUCUGCCGAGAUCCCAACCAUACCAAAAGGGUUUCCAUUGCUAAGGGUUUUAGAUGUAGAAUCCAUCAACUUCAGUCGCUUUUCCAGGGAGUUUUACCAGUUAUAUCAUUUGAGGUAUGUUGCUUUCUCAUCUGACUCGAUCAAGAUGCUUCCUAAACUCAUGGGAGAACUUUGGAACAUCCAAACCCUCAUAAUUAACACGCAACAACGCACUCUUGAUAUUCAAGCAAACAUAUGGAAUAUGGCACGACUAAGGCAUCUGCACACCAACUCUUCUGCUAAAUUGCCUGCCCCUGUUGCUCCAAAAAGUAGUAAAGUUACUUUGGUAAAUCAAAGCCUCCAAACUCUCUCCACAAUUGCUCCCGAAAGCUGCACAGAAGAAGUGUUUGCAAGGACUCCAAACCUGAAAAAGCUGGGCAUCCGUGGGAAAAUAGCUGUGCUUCUUGAACCUAAUAAGUCUGCGUCGUUGAAAAAUGUUAAGAAGCUAGAAUACCUUGAAAACUUGAAGCUGAUAAAUGAUACUAGUAAUCAAACAGGAAAAGAGUUACGCCUUCCGCCUGCAUAUAUAUUUCCAACAAAGUUGAGGAAGCUGACUUUAUUAGAUACCUGGUUGAAAUGGGAAGAUAUGUCUAUAUUGGGACAGUUGGAACACCUUGAAGUCCUGAAGGUGAAAGAAAAUGGGUUUACGGGAGUGUGCUGGGAGUCAGUUGGAGGUUUUUGUUCCCUACUGGUGUUAUGGAUUGAAAGGACAAACUUAGCUACUUGGAAAGCAUCAGCUGAUGACUUUCCAAGACUUAAGCAUCUCGUUCUCAACUCCUGUGAUAAACUUAAGGAAAUCCCCAUUGGCCUGGCUGAUAUACGCAGCUUCCAAGUGAUAGACUUGCAAAAUUCCACCAAAGCAGCAGCAAUAUCUGCACGGAAAAUACAAGCCAAAAAAGACGAGCAAACUCAAGGAGGGACUAAAAACAUUGGCUUUAAGCUUUCCAUAUUCCCUCCUGGUCUCUGAUUGCUACUGGAUCUGCAGCUUCCUUUACAGGUCCUCAAUGAAUCACAUUGCAUGAUGCUGGUACCUUGGAUAAAGAAAAAACCUCUAUCAAGCGUUUUUAUAGUUCUUGAGUCGAUGUCUGUCUUUCAUGCCUUUCAUGUGUUGUCUUCUUGAUUGUGGUCAUAAGUUUUGUGGCUGAAAUUGUAUGUUGUUCAUUUGUGGUACGUUAAACCGUAAGAACAGUGUCCUCUGCACUAGCAAUAAAAAUUGAUGUAUCGUGUA